UCGCUAUAAAAGCGGCGUUGACGGAGACGAGGCCUCUGUGCCUAUGCUGUCAACGCAACAACAACAUCAUCGCUGCUGCCACUACUACCAUCACCCACCACCACCACCACCACGAGAUCGACCGCCAUCGGACACAGAAACGCGGCCCCGAUGUUCGUCUCCGCGAGUCGCAUCGGCGGCGGCGCCUCUCGCUCGGCCCUCCUGGGCCUGAGCAGAAGCCUCGGUCUCUCCUCGCGGUCGCGGCCGCUCUCGAGGCCUCGUGGGCCCGCGUGCCGCCGAGGGUCGCCGUGCGUCGGGACCAGCGGGGCCCGUGGUUCCGUCUACGGCUCCUGGGGCGGUGCGGCCGCGCCGGGGAGAUUCUACGGUCGAACCCCGGGGCAUCGGGACGACGACGAUGAUGAGGACGGGAAGGAGGAGACGGUGGGCCCCGCGAAGAAGGCCGACAAGAAGAAGAGGAUGAUGUUCAUGGCCAUCCCCAGUCCCGGCGCGUGGCUCAAGCACAAGUUUUUAUUCUUCCUCGUGAGGACUUACUUUGACUCCGACUUCAACAUAGAGGAGUUCACGGAGGGCGCCAAGCAAGCAUUUUCUUCCGUGUCUUCACUCGUCGCUGAGAGCAAAUUCGACCAACUUCAAGGACUCAUGGAUGAAGAUACCCUGGAAGAGUUGCGUCACAAGUGCAGCUUGAUGGGUGAGAGCCAGCGGAGGCAACUUGCCGUCCCGUUGGAGGACGUCAUGUACUCCGCAACUGACGAUGUAGCCAUCUACUACGAUAAUAGCGGUCGGCGCUACGUGAACAUCCUCAUGAGAUUCUGGUAUUUGACAAGUGCAAGUUUGCCUGACAGUGAUUUUGCUGGCAUGAAGAUUAUCACGUUUUCCGCAGAAGAUGAGGACAACACGCAGAGAAUUGCCACGGCCAGUUACGAAUUUCGCCGUGAAUUUACAGAAGGUGUGGAUGCAGACUGGACUGUCAUCCGCCUCGUACAUUGGAAGAUGAUGGAGUAGACUUGAAGCCACUUAUGGGAACAAGUCAGUGGAAGAGACCGUUUGGAACUUUGGCUUGAAGAGGUGCAGUUGGCUCAAUGAGGAGUGUUAAUGUUUCUCACACUGCACACUGCAUCGGAUUGCCUACCACUCAUGAAGAGGCUCCCUGCAUCCUCAUUUUAAGUGGGAGUUGGUUCGUGAACACUUGUUUGGAGCAUUUUUUUUUCUUCAAGGAUAUUAUUUGCGGAGAAUGAAAUGGUAGAACGAUGAUGUACUUGCCAGAUGUAAUUGCCUGGUUAACUUGUACAAUUUUAAUGUCAUUAAAUGUGGGUGGGGCUUAAGCAUUUUAAUAAAAUAAAUUGAUUUUCAUUAUUGCAGUGCUGUUCUGAGUUUGUUAAUACUCAAAUACUUAUGAUGUUAUCAUUUAUGUUGGUCGACAAUGGCUAAUUUAUUAUGAAAAUCUGUGAAACGUUCUUCAAAUGUAGACUGGGCUUGUGUUUCCGGUCCUUGUUUUAGAUAUGCUAAGGGUUGUAGCCGCGCUGUUAUAAUUUGCAGAUAUAUUAAUUAAAAAUUAUUGUUUAAGUGUUUCUCAUUUACACUAAGGCAACCAUUUUUGCUGCUUCCAGGGAAUGUAUAUCAGCAGAUGCACAUUACCAUGGAAAUUCGAAGCGAUUUUAUGUUCACUUUGUAGGUUUUCAAGACGCAAUUUUAAUGUUACAUGGUACAAUCGGUGACUCCUGGAUGAAGAUUUCUCCAUGCUGUUUCCAUUCCUACAUCCAUUUCACUCCACAUUGCUCCUCUUAGCUGCGGUUAUCCUUCAGUGCUUUCCUUUCACUGACCUUUUCACCAAUCGUGUCCAUUGGCCAUCAUCUCUUAUCCCAAUGUGGUUCUGCUCCAGCCCCUUCCAGAUGGGAUACUACGUAUGAUUUAGUGUUAAUGUGUUCCCUUAAUUUUUCUUUCAGUAAUUCAGCUUUUGUAAAAUUUCUGUCUGUUCUUGGCUCUGAUCCAUGUCAUGGUGAGUAAUAGUCAUUGGUUGAAAAUGUAAAUUUUGCAGAGACUGGUAUGUUGGAUUGAAUGGUCAAGUUCAGUUAUCAAGAAGUUGUACAAAUAAUGCACUUAUUUUUUCUGUUUGGUCCCGGUCCACCUUCAGUAAUUGUUCUCAACUGGGAAAACUCCUGUUUAACUCCUACCGCUAAUGAUUAGUUGGCUCGUAUCUAGUACAAUACCGACGUGCAUUUAAAUCAGCCGCUCGAAAUUAAAUUGUUUUCUAAUUAUAUGUUCAAAUUGUUUCGUUUAGCCAUUUAAAUAUUAUUCACUGCUUUGUAUUUUCACCGCCAGGUGGUGCUAUACGAACGUGGGCUGAUUAACAUGUGUCCUUUGCUCGCGAAAGACUAGGCGUAACCUCGUGUAUCGUAAUAAUGGUUUUCGAGUUACUUGAAAGUUAUGCCAUUGGCUUCAAUGCGGGCAUGGCCGGUUUAACACUACUCUGAAAGACUUGCAGUAAUGCGUGACCAUUGUGAAUUAUCGUCACUCCUGUGUGUGCAAGCUAGCACGUGUUUAGGCAGGUGGGGAGUCCUGCCACUUCAUCUGAUUUAAGGUUCGUGUCCUUCCUAUGCUACAGACAUUUUAAUGGGGUAUCGCCUGGUGAUAAAUGACGUGGGUAUACUGUAGGUACGUACACCUGCGUCGGUGUUUGAAGCAAAAAAAGUAGCUUUUAUCAGGUAAGGCCCACUAAGCUAUAUGGCUCAGAAGCGACCUGGCUGCAAAUGAUCGACAAAGUGACUUAUAGUGACAUUUAUAACAGCCAAAUAUUCGAAGCGCAUGUUUCUAAAUAUACCUUG
Molecule: messenger RNA, 2822 nt
Organism: Lethenteron reissneri (Far Eastern brook lamprey)
Lineage: Eukaryota; Metazoa; Chordata; Hyperoartia; Petromyzontiformes; Petromyzontidae
Gene: MAIP1
Product: matrix AAA peptidase interacting protein 1
Biological process (GO): protein insertion into mitochondrial inner membrane from matrix
Cellular component (GO): mitochondrial inner membrane
Molecular function (GO): ribosome binding
Source: RefSeq, a predicted model, not a curated record